This is a messenger RNA of Lacerta agilis (Sand lizard), 2710 nucleotides long. Its product is annotated as zinc finger protein 91-like. The transcript has 4 exons. Lineage: Eukaryota; Metazoa; Chordata; Lepidosauria; Squamata; Lacertidae. The record is from RefSeq and is a predicted model, not a curated record. Gene Ontology annotation, biological process: negative regulation of transcription by RNA polymerase II; regulation of immune system process; regulation of cytokine production. The coding region runs from base 1 to 2562 and encodes 853 amino acids.
AUGGGGACAGGGCUGCAUGGCUGUCCCCUCCUGGGAUCUGAUUGUGAUGAAUUGGAAAUCGAGAACAAGGAUGACCACAAUAAAAUUCCCAGAGAGGUGAAGCCAUGUAAAAAUUUGGAGUAUGCAGAAAGCUGCAGUCAGAGCUCCCAUUCCACUUCCAAUCAACAAAAUCUCAUUGGAAAGAAAUGUUAUCAGUGCAAGGAAUGUGGAAAGGACUUCAGGAAGAGCACCUCUCUCACUUCUCAUCAAAUAAUUCAUACAGUGGAGAAACCAUAUCAGUGUGUGGAAUGUGGAAAGAGCUUCAGUCAGAGCUCCCAUCUGACUUCCCAUCAAAGAAUUCAUACAGGGGAGAAACCCUAUCAGUGUUUCGAAUGUGGAAAGAGCUUUAGUCACAGCCACAGUCUCACUUCCCAUCAAAGAAUUCAUACAGGGGAGAAACCCUAUCAGUGUAUGGAAUGUGGAAAGAGCUUUAGUCACAGCUAUUUGAGUCUCACUUCCCAUCAAAGAAUUCAUACAGGGGAGAAACCCUAUCAGUGUGUGGAAUGUGGAAGGAGCUUCAGUCAGAGCUCCAAUCUCACUUCCCAUCAAAGAAUUCAUACAGGGGAGAAACCCUAUCAAUGUGUGGAAUGUGGAAUUAGCUACAGUCAGACCUCCUCUCUCAAUUCCCAUCAAAGAAUUCAUACAGGGGAGAAACCCUAUCAGUGCUUCGAAUGUGGAAGGAGCUUCAGUCAUAACUCCCAUCUCACUUCCCAUCAAAGAAUUCAUAUAGGGGAGAAACCCUAUCAGUGUGUGGAAUGUGGAAAGAGUUUCACUGAUGGCUCCUCUCUCACUUCCCAUCAAAGAAUUCAUACGGGGGCGAAACCCUAUCAGUGCUUCGAAUGUGGAAAGAGCUUCAGUCAGAGCUCCAGUCUCAUUUCCCAUCACAGAAUUCAUACAGGGGAGAAACCGUAUCAGUGUUUGGAAUGUGGAAGGAGCUUCAGUCAGAGCUCCAAACUCACUUUCCAUCAAAGAAUUCAUACAGGGGAGAAACCAUAUCAGUGCUUUGAAUGUGGAAAGAGCUUCAGUAGGAAGGACAGUCUCACUUCCCAUCAAAGAAUUCAUACAAGAAAGAAUCCCUAUCAGUGUGUGAAAUGUGGAAAGAGCUUCACUGAUAGCUCCUCUCUCACUUCCCAUCAAAGAAUUCAUACAGGGGAAACACCCUAUCAGUGCGUGGAAUGUGGAAAGAGCUUCAGUCACAGCUCCAAACUCGCUUUCCAUCACAGAAUUCAUACAGGGGAGAAACCCUAUCAGUGUUUGGAAUGCGGAAGGAGCUUUAGUCAGAGCUCCAAACUCACUUUCCAUCAAAGAAUUCAUACAGGGGAGAAACCAUAUCAGUGCUUUGAAUGUGGAAAGAGCUUCAGUAGGAAGGACAGUCUCACUUCCCAUCAAAGAAUUCAUAUAGGGGAGACACCCUAUCAGUGCUUUGAAUGUGGAAAGAGCUUCAGUCAGGGAUCCAAACUCACUUCCCAUCAAAGAAUUCAUACAGGGGAGAAACCAUAUCAGUGCUUUGAAUGUGGAAAGAGCUUCAGUACGAAGGACAGUCACACUUCCCAUCAAAGAAUUCAUACAGGGGAGAAACCAUAUCAGUGUUUGGAAUGUGGAAGGAGCUUCAGUCAGAGCUCCAAACUCACUUCCCAUCAAAGAAUUCAUACAGGGGACAAACCAUAUCAGUGCUUUGAAUGUGGAAAGAGCUUCAGUAGGAAGGACAGUCUCACUUCCCAUCAAAGAAUUCAUACAGGGGAGAAACCCUAUCAGUGUUUGGAAUGUGGAAGGAGCUUCAGUCAGAGCUCUAAUCUCACUUCCCAUCAAAGAAGUCAUACAGGGGAGAAACCCUAUCAGUGUGUGAUAUGUGGAAAGAGCUUCACUGGUAGUUCCUCUCUCACUUCCCAUCAAAUAAUUCAUACAGGGGUGAAACCCUAUCAGUGCAUGGAAUGUGGAAAGAGCUUCAUUCAGAGCUCCUCUCUCACUUCCCAUAAAAGAAUUCAUACAGGAGAGAAACCCUAUCAGUGUGUAGAAUGUGGAAAGAGCUUCAGUCACAGCCACAGUCUAAGUUACCAUCAGAGAAUUCAUACAGGAGAGAAACCCUAUCAGUGUUUGGAAUGUGGAAGGAGCUUCAGUCAGAGCUCCAAACUCACUUCCCAUCAAAGAAUUCAUACAGGGGAGAAACCAUAUCAGUGCUUUGAAUGCGGAAAGAGCUUCAGUAGGAAGGACAGUCUCACUUCCCAUCAAAUAAUUCAUACAGGGGAGAAACCCUAUCAGUGUUUGGAAUGUGGAAGGAGCUUUAGUCACAGGCACAGUCUCACUUCCCAUCAAAGAAUUCAUACAGGGGAGAAACCAUAUCAGUGCGUGGAAUGUGGAAGGAGCUUCAGUCAGAGCUCCCAACUCACUUCCCAUCAAAGAAUUCAUACAGGGGAGAAACCAUAUCAGUGCUUUGAAUGUGGAAAGAGCUUCCGUAGGAAGGACAAGCUCAUUUCCCAUCAACGAAUUCAUAUAAAGGUCGAAAAAACCAUUAUACAGUUUUAGGAAUCACGCAAAUCAGCCUCUCUUUAACCAGAUCUUUUGCUGAUUGACAUCUAAUGCUCUUUUAAAAUGUGGUGUUUUGUGUUUUUAUGUUGUAAUCUCCUGAGAUCUAUGGGUGUAGGGAAAAGAAGCCAACUCUUAAAGGCCUAGG